Drosophila virilis is the source of this 3190-nucleotide messenger RNA. It is a transcript of the gene eIF3c, whose product is annotated as eukaryotic translation initiation factor 3 subunit c. Gene Ontology annotation, molecular function: translation initiation factor binding; translation initiation factor activity; RNA binding. NCBI's taxonomy places the organism in Eukaryota, Metazoa, Arthropoda, Insecta, Diptera, Drosophilidae. Gene Ontology annotation, biological process: translational initiation. Gene Ontology annotation, cellular component: eukaryotic translation initiation factor 3 complex. The record is from RefSeq and is a predicted model, not a curated record.
UCGUCAAAAACAUCGAUUCAUACAUUUCACAUAUCGAUAACCGAAAAUUUGUAUUAUUCCUCUUUUCUUUGAUGUCUUGCGAAUGACAUCGUUUUGCUGUAAUAAUUAAAACGGCAUAAGCAGAACUAAGUACCAUGUCACGUUUCUUUGCCAACGGCUCCGACUCGGAAUCCGAAUCCAGCGAAGAAGAGGUUCAAGCAUCAAACUUCAACAAAGCGAAUAACUUCCAAUUCAGCGAUGACGAAGAGGAAGUUAAGCGUGUGGUGCGCUCCACCAAGGAAAAGCGCUAUGAGAACUUAACAGGCAUCAUCAAAACGAUACGCAACCAUAAGAAGAUUAAGGACAUACCGAAUACGCUGAGCAGCUUUGAGGAUUUGACGCGCGCUUACACGAAGGCGCUGCCCGUCAUCUCGAAGGAAGAGAACGGCAUUACACCGCGCUUUUACAUUCGCUGCCUUGCCGAGCUUGAAGAUUUCAUCAAUGAGGUGUGGGAGGAUCGAGAGGGGCGCAAAAAUCUCUCGAAAAACAACUCAAAGUCGCUGGGCACGUUGCGUCAAAAGGUGCGGAAGUAUAUCAAAGAUUUUGAAGAGGACCUCGCGCGUUUCCGAGAAGCACCCGACCAGGAAAGUGACGUCGAUGAGGGCGAAGGGGAGGCACACGAUAGCGACGCCGAACGCGCAGGCGCUGACAGCGAUGGCGGCAUUGGCGCCGGCACUGGCAAACUGGCCGAAUUGCCCAAGGCAGCGAAAUUGGUGCCUACCAAAGUGGCUGCGGACGAGGAUGAUUCUGAUGAUUCGAUCGAUUGGGACUCUGACACCGAGUCGGAGACCGAAUCCUCAGAGGAUGAGAAUCUAUACCAGAACAUGCGUGAGCGUUUCCUUAAGCGCACCACCGAGAAGGAGGACAAGGAUGACGACAAGCGCAAGGACAAGCGUAAGGAGCAGAAGCACAAGGUGCGCAAGCGCGCCGAUGACGAUGAAGAUGGCGAAUGGGAGACCGUCGUCAAGGGCAAUGUCGUUGAGAAGCCCAAAAUGUUUGAAAAGGAUGCUGAAAUCGAUAUUCCCCUCGUGCUUGCCAAACUGGUAGAAAUAAUGUCAGCACGCGGCAAGAAGCGUACCGAUCGCCGUCUGCAAAUUGAUUUGCUGUUCGAGCUGCGCGACAUCUCCGAGCAACAUGAACUGGGAACGCCCAUUAGCGUGAAGAUUCACUUCAACAUCAUUUCGGCCAUUUUCGACUACAAUCAAAAGAUAUCCGAGCCCAUGAAGCUGGAGCACUGGGCCCUGUUGCUCGAGGUGAUGCAGAGCAUGCUGAAACUGUUGCUCGCCAAUCCGGAAAUCAACAUGAACGAGAGCGUGGCCGAGGAACACGAGGAAUAUGGAGCUGCGCCGUAUUUCAUUCGCGGCUGUCCGUUGGCUGCCGUCGAACGUCUGGAUGAUGAGUUCACCAAGCUGCUGAAGGAGUGCGAUCCGCACUCAAAUGACUAUGUUUCGCGGCUGAAGGAUGAGAUCAAUGUGGUUAAAACCAUUGAGCUGGUUGUCCAAUACUUCGAGCGCUGCGGCAGCAACAACGAGCGUUGUCGCAUUUACCUGCGAAAGAUCGAGCAUCUGUACUACAAGUUCGAUCCGGAGGUGCUCAAGCGCAAGCGGGGUGAACUGCCAGCUGCGGGCACAGCUCCGUCUUCCGUCGAGGUAAUGGACAAGCUGUGCAAGUUUAUCUAUGCCAAGGACGACACAGAUCGGAUUAGGACGCGCGCAAUACUGGCGCACAUCUAUCAUCAUGCGAUGCACGACAACUGGUUCCAGGCGCGCGAUUUGGUUCUGAUGUCGCAUUUGCAAGACAACAUCGAUGCGGCAGAUCCCUCGACGCGUAUUCUAUACAAUCGCAUGAUGGCCAAUCUGGGCCUGUGCGCAUUCCGCCAGGAGAACAUAAAGGAUGCCCAUCAUUGUCUGGUCGAUCUGAUGGUCACCGGCAAGCCAAAGGAGUUGCUUGCUCAGGGACUGUUGCCUCAGCGUCAGCACGAACGCUCCGCCGAGCAGGAGAAGAUCGAGAAGCAGCGCCAAAUGCCAUUCCACAUGCACAUCAAUCUCGAACUGCUGGAGUGCGUUUAUCUGGUCUCGGCAAUGCUUCUGGAGAUACCCUACAUAGCCGCACACGAGUUUGAUGCACGCCGUCGUAUGAUCAGCAAAACGUUCUACCAGCAGCUACGCUCCUCCGAACGUCAGUCCCUGGUGGGUCCACCCGAAUCGAUGCGCGAGCACGUUGUGGCAGCCGCCAAGGCCAUGCGCUGCGGCAACUGGCAGGCGUGUGCCAAUUUCAUAGUUAACAAGAAGAUGAACACAAAGGUGUGGGAUCUCUUCUACGAGUCGGAGCGUGUGCGCGAAAUGCUGGUCAAGUUCAUCAAGGAGGAGUCGCUGCGCACAUAUCUGUUCACCUACUCGAAUGUGUACACUUCGAUUAGCAUACCAUCGCUGGCGCAAAUGUAUGAGCUGCCUCUUCCAAAGGUGCAUUCGAUUAUCAGCAAGAUGAUUAUCAACGAGGAGCUGAUGGCUAGCCUCGACGAUCCCAGCGAAACGGUGGUCAUGCAUCGAUCGGAACCGUCGCGCCUGCAGGCCCUGGCCAUGCAGUUCGUUGACAAGGUGACCAACCUGGUGGACGUCAAUGAGAAGGUGUUCGACAUGAAGCAGGGCAACUUCUUCCAGCGCGGCAACAUGGGCAACCGUGACCGCGGCUACAAUCGCAACCAGAAUAACCAAGGCGGCAACUGGGGCGGCCAGCGUCGCGACAAUCGCAAUCAGCGCAACCGCAACCAACGUGGACACCACAAGCAACAGCAGCAGCAGCAGCAACAACAAGUGCAGACCAUCGAGGAAGAGUAGACACAGUCAUCUAAGUAGAAGCCUUUAAACAAAUUUCAUGAACAAUACACUGCGUAUAAGGAAAUGGAUCUGUGGAAGAGGAACAGCUGCUGAUGCCGACUGUGGCCAGACCUCCGAUUCAGUCAAGCCCUGAAUCGGAGGUCUACAUUCAUUAUUCAGCCUUUCAUUGUAACCAUUUUAUCCUUAUUUAUUACGCUGUACUGUGAAUUUGUUUCAACGCUCAUUAUGCUUAAAAAAAAAGAAAAAAAACUAAUUGAUAAAUGCAUUUUGUAUGAACUAAAAUCUAAAGUGCGCAAGUCUUUGAUUAAAAUAAA